Manihot esculenta (cassava) is the source of this 3736-nucleotide messenger RNA. Its product is annotated as pentatricopeptide repeat-containing protein At1g77170, mitochondrial. Gene Ontology annotation, molecular function: protein binding; RNA binding. The record is from RefSeq and is a predicted model, not a curated record. The transcript is spliced from 2 exons. Gene Ontology annotation, biological process: RNA modification. NCBI's taxonomy places the organism in Eukaryota, Viridiplantae, Streptophyta, Magnoliopsida, Malpighiales, Euphorbiaceae. Bases 418 to 1845 code for a protein of 475 amino acids.
UUUAUUUUUUAAUUUCCCUCUUUCUCUCUCACCCUGCGUCCAUCUCUGAAUCGAAGCCAUGGAAGCGAUAUUGGUAGACUGUGUAAACAACAGUCUCCGUUAUUUCGUAUACCAGAAUGCCAUUUUUAUGUGCGAGCGUCUCUGUGCUGAAUUACCAUCUGAGUGCAAAUACCACUGAAACUCAGGCAUCAACUCUAUUGCAGAUGAUCAGUUGAAGUGCACGAGUAAAGUGCAUGCCCUUGGGAUAAAUUUUAAAUCUAAGUUAGUUUUGCGUAUCGAAUUUGCAAGGAUGAAGGUGUUUGAUAAUCUUGGGGGCUCACGACCCCCCUAAAUUUCACCUCUUGGGCUUUGGCUAUUGAAGUGGGAAUUGGGAAGUCUAUAGGAAGCUGAGAACCCAAACAUCUGACAAUCAGACCUAUGAACUGCUUCCACCGUCUUAUUCUUCCCGGCUUCCGCAAAUCCUCAACCAUCAACAACCGAAUUAUUUCCUAUCAUCUCAAUCACAAUAAUGUUUUUCACACUAUACAUUCCAAUUUCCAAUCUCUAAAAGCCCCAUCAGCAUCACCACAUUUAACCCAGGACCCAGCACAGGCUAUAGCAACCCAUUUAUCAAACUGCACCAGCUUACAGGAACUGAACCAAAUUUAUGCCCAUGUUAUCCACACUCAGAUGCUGGACUUCUAUCCGGCCCCAUUUCAUUGGAACAACAUAAUAAGAUCGUAUACUAGACUAGAUGCUCCUACCCAAGCAUUGAAAGUGUAUAUAUCCAUGUCCCGAGCCAAUGUCUCGCCUGAUUGUUAUACUCUUCCCAUUAUCUUAAAAGCUGCUUGCCAACUUUUUGCUAUUGAGAUUGGUAGGCAACUUCAUUCAGUUGCCAUAAGGCUUGGUCUUGAGUCUAAUGAGUAUUGUGAGAGUGGUCUCAUCAGCUUGUAUGCAAAGUCUGGGGAAUUUAAAAAUGCAUAUAAGUUGUUUGAGGGAAAUCAUGAAAGAAAGUUGGGUUCUUGGAAUGCUAUUAUGGGAGGCCUUGGUCAAGGUGGGCGGGCCAAGGAAGUAAUUGAGAUGUUUUUGGAAAUGAGGAAAUGUGGGUUGGAGCCAGAUGAUGUGACAAUGGUUAGUGUAACUUCUGCCUGUGGGAGCUUAGGGGAUUUGGACUUGGCUUUUCAAUUGCAUAAAUAUGUUUUUCACGCCAUGAGUUUUGGGCAAUCGGAUAUUUUGAUGCUGAAUUCACUUGUUGACAUGUAUGGAAAAUGUGGUAGGAUGGACUUAGCGGGUAGAGUGUUUUCUAGGAUUGACCAAAAAAAUGUAUCAUCUUGGACAUCAAUGAUUGUAGGUUAUGCAAAUCAUGGGCAUGUCAAUGAAGCUCUCAAGUGUUUUCAUUACAUGUUAGAAGCCAAUGUGAGGCCUAACCAUGUCACUUUUGUGGGAGUGCUGAGUGCUUGUGUCCAUGGUGGUAAGGUGCAAGAGGGAAGGUAUUAUUUUGACAUGAUGAGGAAGGUUUAUGGUAUUAUACCACAGCUGCAGCACUAUGGGUGCAUGGUGGAUCUGCUUGCCCGAGUGGAGCUGCUUGAAGAGGCAAGAGAGAUUGUGGAGGGGAUGCCAAUGAAGCCGAAUGUGGUAAUAUGGGGGUGUUUGAUGGGUGCCUGUGAGAAAUAUGGGAAUGUGAAGAUGGGAGAGUGGGUGGCUAAGCAUUUACAGGAGCUUGAACCUUGGAAUGAUGGGGUUUAUGUUGUUUUGUCUAACAUAUACGCUAGCAGAGGCUUGUGGCGAGAGGUUGAGAGGAUUAGAGGAUGUAUGAAGCAUCAAAGACUAGCUAAAAUUCCUGCUUAUAGCUUGGCAACCAGUUAGAAGUGAAAUUUAUAACUCUCAUUUUGCUGAAAGAAGAUUUAGCAUGUGGGAGUAUAUGAGGUAUUCUGCUUAUUUUAAGAUAUUCUAAUUAGGUUAUGUCAAUUAAAAGAGUGCAGUUAUUGUUUUUAAGAAGAAAUUUAAGAUAUUUACUAUGAGAUUUGUAUAGAAUUCACAUAUUUAUUAUUUUGACUAAUUUUAUGUAAAUUUUAUAUUAAAUAUUUUAUCUAAAUUUUAUAUUAAAGGUGAUUGGCUUACCUUAAUUAAAUGCUUUUUGUAUUUGAAAGUUAUUCAUGGAAGUAUCUGUAGCUUACUAAGAAACUGGUCCUGGUUUUAAUUUUUCAAGGAAUGUGUGGGUCAUAGAGUGAAAUUCAUAGCUGCAAAAUGUUUACACCAUGUAUUUGUCCUGCAUUUAACUAAACUGAGUGAACGCUUUAUAUGCAGUUAUUAAGUUUACAUUUAUUUGAAGUAUAGUAUCUUGCUUUUCACACAAUUCUAAAUGUCUGAGCUUCCAACUAUGGAUAUGGAAUGUGCUUCUCGUUUUUGCUUUUAUUUUAGUGCGGUGUUAUAUUCUCUUCAACGUUUUAAUUUCUUUUAUAUUCCAACCGGCUGCUAUUGAAAAGCUUCAUGUGCCAGAUGAAAUAGAAAACAACUUGUAGAUCUUUUGGUUUUGGGAACGCAGAAAAAGAGAGCAUGAAACAUUUUCUGGCUCAAAACUUUGGCCCCAACGAUAUCUCAUGCUUGUGCUUUCAUCUAAUGGUGAAUAAGUUGCUUCACCUUUGAUUCUUGUUUUUGCAUGCGACGCCUAUUUCCAAUUGGCUGGCCUUGUGCAGUUGACCUUGUCUUCGUAGGUAAUUAACAUGCUGACAGAAGACUAUCAGGAGGAAAUGAUUUUAUAUAAUUCAUUACAGGCUCGUAGCUGCUUGUUGUUGUAAGUUAUUGUUCAUCAAUCAUCUUUUUUCAAUUGAAAUUAAUGGUUAUCUCACAGGUUCUGGCUCAUGGCCAGAUUUUUUAACCUCCAUCGAGUCUUUGAGGUACUGAAAUUGUAUUGAGGUUGAAGUUAUUGAAUUUAUGUGCUCUUUCAACUUGUAACCGAAACCUGUGUUUCUUGCAGUUUCUGUUAGAUGUUUUCUUUCAACUUCGGAGAAAGAAGGCCAUGCAUUCGCAUAAUAAAAGUUUAUUAUGAAGAAACUAUUGACACAAUACAGGAAUGGUAGUUGUAAACUUGGGGAGAUUUAAUUAUUCUUUGUUUUUAACCUGGAAAUUCUCUUCCAUCUGUUUUUUCAAGGAUCGUAAAGCAGUACCAUAAAAAGAAACUACAUCAUCAAGACUCUGUUCUUUAAUUGGCUUCAGACUGAAGGACCUCUUGGCUUCCAGAAGGCAAUAAUUUCAUUGUAGCCAUAUGAGAUUCAAAUCCUAUAUUGUUUUCCAGAAGGGAGGAGCUCAAGCACCUUCCAUUGGGGUCAAUGGAAAGCAGCUUCUCCUUGGCCCAUGAUACAACUUCUCCUGAGCCAUCAUCAGAGAUGGAUUUUUUGGCACAGUAUCUGAUGCAGCCUGGUUGACCAGAGAUGCCUUCAAUUCCAUAACAUGUAUCUACAAUUGCUGAAAUCCACUUGUGGAUGUUGAAGAAGUCCUCCAACUGAGGCCAUAUCUGAUCAGCUCUGCAGCUUAGCGUGGCACUAACUGCGCCUUCCCUUUUUUUUUUUCUGCUUCAUAAUUAGCCAUUUUCUGAUAAAAUGGAAAAUCUGGUGGAGAGCUGUGCAAGAGCUUAUAAGCUUUUUUUUCUUAUUGCUGGGUGUUGAAUUAAUGUUAUCUAAGUUGGAUUAAUUAAUUGCAUACUGUCCACCUUGAAUGAGACAAAAAUUACAUGAAAAUUAGUUGAGAAAAUUUUCUA